AUGGAAGGGACUCAAGCAAAGGAGGAAACCCUACCACCAGGAUUUCGGUUUCAUCCAACCGAUGAAGAACUCAUCUCUUACUAUCUCACAAACAAGAUAUCGGAUUCUAAUUUUACAGGCAAAGCAAUAGCUGAUGUAGAUCUCAACAAAUGUGAACCAUGGGAGCUACCAGGGAAAGCAAAGAUGGGACAAAAAGAAUGGUACUUCUUCAGUUUAAGAGAUCGUAAAUACCCAACGGGUGUAAGAACCAAUCGAGCAACGAACACUGGAUACUGGAAAACCACAGGGAAAGACAAAGAGAUACUCAACAGUGUUACGUCGGAGUUGGUUGGUAUGAAGAAGACUUUGGUGUUCUACAAAGGCAGGGCUCCCAGAGGAGAGAAAACCAAUUGGGUCAUGCAUGAAUACCGCAUUCAUUCUAAAUCCAGCUUCAGAUCCAACAAGCAAGAUGAAUGGGUGGUUUGCCGAGUGUUCCGCAAGAGUGCUGGUGCAAAGAAGUACCCAUCUUCCAACCACACCAGAGCAGUGAAUUCUUAUAAUCUUGAAGUUGGUCCAAGCAUCGUGCCACAACCAAUGAUGCACUUGGCAGAUCAUGCUUCUCAUCACUUCUUUUAUGGAAGAAAUUACAUGAUGAGUAGUGCAGAGCUAGCUGAAGUCACAAGGGUCUUAAGAAGUGGUGGAUCAAACAGUGUUAAUCUACCAAUGCAAUCCCAUCUGAACAAUCCGAUAGGAGGAGGAGGAGGAGGAUUCACCAUUUCAGGCCUUAAUUUGAAUCUAGGGGGUGGAACAGUGCCUUCAACACAACCCAUCUUGAGGCCAAUAAUGCCUCUACCUCAGCCAUCUCCUACUCACACAGUGCCUCAUCAAGUGCAUGAUUUCGGUUCCAACAUGAUCACAGCCAAUGCUCUUGCUUCAGAAAAUGUAGGGUAUGGUGCAGACAUGAGCAAUGCAAAUCCUCACGGCAAUAGGUACAUGCCCAUGGACCAUGUCAUGGAUCUAGAUAAUUACUGGCCUUCCUACUAA
Molecule: messenger RNA, 1023 nt
Organism: Abrus precatorius (Indian licorice)
Lineage: Eukaryota; Viridiplantae; Streptophyta; Magnoliopsida; Fabales; Fabaceae
Product: protein CUP-SHAPED COTYLEDON 1-like
Exons: 3
Coding region: 1-1023 (340 amino acids)
Biological process (GO): regulation of DNA-templated transcription
Molecular function (GO): DNA binding
Source: RefSeq, a predicted model, not a curated record